UCAGACUUGCGGUUAUCAGUAACUAGAGUGAAACAAUAAAAAACAAUUGUGUAUUUAUGUAAUUUUGCAGUAGUGGUUUGUUGUUCGUUCAGUAACAACAUUCCGUGAAAAUGGCAACUCAAAAAUUCGAUUCGAAUUGUAUGACUUUAACUAGAUUUGUGUUGGCCCAACAAAAAAAAUAUCCCGAAGCUACAGGAAAUCUAACACAACUUUUGACUGCGAUACAAACUGCUGUUAAAGUUGUUAGCUGUGCUGUAAGGAAAGCCGGAAUAACACAACUAUUCGGUACUGUAGGAGAAACCAAUGUACAAGGAGAAGAAGUUAAAAAACUAGAUGUCCUGUCUAACGACCUUUUUAUUAACAUGCUUAAAUCUUCGUUUACAACAUGUCUUUUGGUUUCAGAAGAAAAUGAUCAUAUUAUUGAAGUAGAGACACACCAACAUGGUAAAUAUGUGGUCGCUUUCGACCCAUUGGAUGGUUCGUCCAAUAUAGACUGUUUAGUAUCGAUAGGAUCAAUCUUUUCCAUUUUCAAAAAGGAAACCCCUGGUAAACCCGUAAAACAAGACAUACUACAACCCGGAAAUAAAGUUGUAGCGGCCGGAUAUGCCCUUUACGGAAGUGCUACCAUGAUGGUUCUGGCAUUGGGAGACUCUGUAAACGGAUUUAUGUUGGACCCAUCGAUUGGUGAAUUUAUACUCAGCGAUGAAAACAUGAGAAUACCAAACAGGGGAAAAAUUUAUUCUAUCAAUGAGGGUUAUUUUCACCAAUGGGAACCAGCAAUUAAAGAAUACGUUCAAAACAAAAAAGAUCCGUCUAAAGGAAAACCAUACGGCGCCAGAUACGUUGGAUCCAUGGUCGCUGAUGUACAUAGAACCAUCAAAUACGGAGGAAUAUUUUUAUACCCUGCUACAUCAGCUUCCCCAAAGGGAAAGGUGAGGCACUAGUCAAUAUUUUCCUAUU
This is a messenger RNA of Agrilus planipennis (emerald ash borer), 960 nucleotides long. RefSeq names its product fructose-1,6-bisphosphatase 1. The record is from RefSeq and is a predicted model, not a curated record. Lineage: Eukaryota; Metazoa; Arthropoda; Insecta; Coleoptera; Buprestidae. Gene Ontology annotation, cellular component: cytosol; cytoplasm. The transcript has 3 exons. Gene Ontology annotation, biological process: sucrose biosynthetic process; fructose metabolic process; fructose 1,6-bisphosphate metabolic process. Bases 111 to 944 code for a protein of 277 amino acids. Gene Ontology annotation, molecular function: fructose 1,6-bisphosphate 1-phosphatase activity.